CCUAGUGCCUUGUUAAGCUCGGGGGUUCGAUCCCCCUAUAAACCAAUUACCCAGCCAAAAAAAAAAAAAAAAAACCAGCGCCCAUACCAUUACCAUAUACCCCCAAACAUGAAAAGGAAAACCCUCAUUCAAUCUGAAUCUCAGCCACCACAGAUGGUGGCUGAGAAACCUUCGACACCCAAAAAAAGACCAAACCACCCUCGCUCACGGCCAUAACACGCGGCAGCUGGGGCUCGCCAAAAUUGUCAUGGUCAGUUAGGUGGCCCCAGCCCAGAGAAAACCCCCUACUGACUGCGGAUGAAAAUGAGAGGAAGAUCAAGAGAAAUCAGACGCGCUGAUUAGAUUUAUUGCUCAGGCAUAUCUAUUGCAGAUUCAUAUUACUAUGAAUAACUAUGACUACUGUUACUACUGGCCAGCUCUUAGAGCUUGCUGAAAAGAAUGUGGAACUGGCAGUUGUGGAGGAUAUGGCCGGGCAAUUUGAAGAGGCCUAUGAGCUUUAUAUGAAGGCAUUUGAGUAUGCGGGCAUUUAUCUCUUCAAUGAGAACAAUCCAUUUCUUAAGAGGCAGAAUAGGCAGUUAUUUGUGGACCAUUAUACAAGGGCAACAAAAAUAAGAGACCGUCAUCACUUACAUGGACCCCCUCUAUCUAAUGAAGCAAAAAGUGGGCUUGGUCUUACAAAGUUGAGUGAUGUGGCCGGACUUGAGGCUUGCAAAGAGGUAUUGGUUGAAGCUGCCAAAUUGCCUAUUGAGAAUCCUCAAUUUUUUACCGGAAAACGACAACCGUUGAAGGCUAUAUUACUAUAUGGUCCACCUGGAACAGGGAAGACCUAUCUAGCAAAUGCAAUUGCAACAGAAACGGGAUCAACUUUCUUUAGGUAAUAUUUAUAAUUUUACCAAUAUCAAUACAUAGCAAGCAACAGGA
Molecule: messenger RNA, 921 nt
Organism: Quercus lobata
Lineage: Eukaryota; Viridiplantae; Streptophyta; Magnoliopsida; Fagales; Fagaceae
Product: protein SUPPRESSOR OF K(+) TRANSPORT GROWTH DEFECT 1-like
Exons: 3
Coding region: 393-878 (161 amino acids)
Biological process (GO): endosomal transport; vacuole organization
Molecular function (GO): ATP binding; ATP hydrolysis activity
Source: RefSeq, a predicted model, not a curated record